AUGACAUCAAUACAUCACAGGAUUAAUGCAUGCUCUGAAAUGUAAUUUGAAGAUUGCAAAGGACGGUACAACAUUAGACAAGCUCUGACUGAUCUCAAGGAUGAAGAAUUUGAUGAUUUUUGUCAGCCUAUUAAGCGUCACCCUUGGCUUCCCAGUGGGUUCGCCUUUAUAUAAGAGAGAAAGACGCAGACGUCAGCUGGGUUAUGGUUAUGACUAUGGAUACGGAUAUGGAUAUGCACCGGUUUAUCCAUACUAUAAUAUCCCCAUCUAUCAGCCAAACCAUUUCAAUGACUUCACUCCUGAAAUUUACAUUGGUGAUGAUGUGAGACGUCCAGCGACGGCCAAACCCCCUGUUACUGCAACAAGACGUCCAACAACAUCACUGGUGAAGCCGGUGCGCUUUAAUGGCCUUCAGCCCACAGGAGAGCCCUGUCCGCAGCCCAGAGGAGACGAUUUGAACAAUGAUCAGCUACCAGUGUUCGUCUAUGUGGAUCCUAAAGAGUGGAGCUCAAUGGGUGCGGUGGACAAACCUGUUUCUCCUGGUCAGACCGCUUCCAGUGAUCUCCAGCCAGCGUUCGCUAUCGUCCCUGGUGUUUUUCUUCCUACAUCCGAGAACGGCCAAACUGUGAUAAAUCCAAUGGAAGAUCUCAACAACAGGCUGAAAACCCCAGACAUGUUAAGGGUCACUGCAUCUGCUAAAAAAGAGAAAGAUUGUUAACUCUUGUGUAUUCAAAUUGACUACCCUUUCGUUAAGUUUUUGUUGUGGCUGUUUUUCCCUCAUUGACUUCCAUUUGUUGAUUGCAAAGCCUUAACAGCAUAUAAUCAUGCAUUCUUGUUGGUGGUUCUCCCUGUUGGGAAGAGGUCAAAUGUGUAAUUUUUAUUGUUGAUCAUCAGUUGGCAGCAUUAACCCUUUAGACAGGCCUGUGCAAACAAAGAUUCUGGCUUUUAUAUGUAGUAAAACAGCUAAUUAUGUGUGCAUUAAUACGUUUACAUCGUUUUGAGAGCUGAGCCGCUUAUGGUUUUCUCAGACAUCAAGAUAAGUGUGCACAAUGCUCUCACAUACACGCAAUACUCGUUGAAGGCAGAAACUAAGCUUUUUUUGGCACUGCAACUGAUGAUCAAUGGUUAAAUGCGUCAUGAAUGGGUAAUUAUAUUUUGUCAUGAGUUUGCAAUCAAAAAAUGUGAUUUUUAUAAUGCAAGUCAAAGGGGUAAAAACAGUCACGAACAUAACAGAAGUCGGCAGUCAGCUUGCCCAGAGUGUAUUGUUGAAUGUUAAAAUAAAUAAAUAAAUUCAAAGCAUUUUCCCAAAAUGUUAAGAUUUGUCACCAAAAAUCAUUCCUUUUGCUGAAACGCAGUGAACAUUGUGGCCCAAUUAAGACUCAAAAUCACCUUAGAGUGGAAGAAAACAUCCCCAACAGCACCUUUAAUUUCAUGAGCUGUUCAAAUUAAAGGCUACUAUAAUUAGUGAUCGAGCAACAUUUUGAGAAGCUUUAAAACUUCUGUGCAUUGUUUCAAAUCUUUGGUUUAAGCAUGUAUCGAAAUACUCUCUUGAGUAUUCAGUAUUUCAGUAAACAGCUUAAAAAGGUCAAAUGUUUUGUUCAGUUCGCCACAAGGGGGCAACCUCAAAUCAUCAAUGGGUUUUUACCCAUUUUUGGAUCAGUUUUGUUAUUUUUUUUAUAUUUUUAAUGUCCGAGUUGUGUAAUAAAUGAGUAAUCGUUAGCAGUUUUAUAUGUCUGUUUAACCACAAACCAAACACAUUAAUAGUAUUAGUCUGUUUAAAGCCUGUUGAAAUUGUAGUUUGCUAGCCUUAUUCUUAAAGAGAAUUUGAUAAUAUUGACCUUAGCAAUGUUUACAUAUAAAAAAAAAACCUUUUCUUCCAGCCAAACUAAGAGAGGGGUUACUAAAUGAGACUAAGUUUUAAAGUUAGGCUGUCAGAAUAUUUUAAAUGCUGUACUUAUAAAAAAAAAAAAAAAAGGUUUUUAAUGGCAAAGAUGUAUAAUAAUAAAAAGAAAAGUAAUCAUUAGUAGUCUCUUAUUUGCCUGUUUAACUACAAACCAAGACACAUUAAUAGUAGUACAUUCAAAGUCACCAAUGUAGUUUACUAUGUUAGCCCUAAGGCAGAGAUGGCCAAAGUUGGCCCAUAGUAACCUUUUAAUUUGGCCCGCCAUCCCAUAUGAUAAUUGUUUGGGUUGUAAUUUCAAAUUUAAUGUAACCUUUUUUUUUGUUUAUUUUAUUGUUAAGCUACAAAAAGCUAUCUAAAAUUAAACAUUCAAUUUAAAUGAUGUCAAUUAAUCAUAUUUAGUUUAAAAUGUACAUACUAAAGUCUCUGCCUUAUCCUCUACCCGUCGUGAGUGAAUAAAGGUAAUGGCAGAUUCUGCCUUUCAGACUCCACUGUGUUAUAAAUAUUUUUUUCAGAAUGUUAUAAUUAAAGUUAUACAGCAUUAGUUAAUCCAAUUCAAAUAAUGUAUUCUAUUUAUUUUUAUUAUGAAAAUAAUGUGAAUUAGUAAAUUAGCCAUGGCAACUUUAUUGUAAAAUAGUUUGGUAUAUUUGUCUUCGACCCACAGCUCUCAAUGCUAUUUGGUUUUGGCCCUUCAUAUGAAAUAGUUUGGGCACCCCUGCCUCAAGAUUAUUGAUAAGAGAGUAUCUUUGUGAUCGUGUGUCCCUGUUGUCAAUCAACUAAGCCAGGUUAAUUAUACAAGUCACAAGUGGUUUCUUCUGUUCUCUUGCCAGUUGGGGAAAAAAAAUCUUAAGGGGGCGAAUGAUAUUGACCUUAAGAAUAUUUACAUUUUAAAAACCUACUUCCAGCCGAACUAAACUUUCUCCAGGAGAAUAAUAAUAUAGAGAGAGGCUAAAUGAGUAUUAUUAAAAUAUUCAGACAACUUAAUUUUAAAACUCUAGAUAAUAGGUAGAGAAGAACUAGAUUCUGAAGUGAAAGUGAUUGAUAGCUGUAUCCCAUCUAGACUUUACUGACUAAUUCUAAGGCUACUCGCAUCAAUAUAGUAUAAUUUGACACUGUACACUAAUAAUAUUUUUACAGUAGCUACUGUGAGUGUAGGAGUUAGGGUAGGGGGUAGACGUUAAUAUAAUACAAUUUAAAUGAGUAUAAUUACGGUUUUUACAUUUACUGUGGUGGUUGGGGUAGACGAUAUUAAAGGGGUGGUCCAGAGUGUGUUUUUAAGGCUUGGUUGUGUUUAUAAGAUACAAUGUGUGCUUAUGCUUCGCUUGUAUAUAAAUCAAAGAUAUAUGAAAAAAUUACAUGAUUUUCUACAGCUACUCAGCUAACAUGAAAACGACUGUCAUAUUUCUUAGUUCCUCUGAAAGGCCCACCCUCGAGAGGCUCUGAUUGGUCAGCUAACAUAAUGUGCUGUGAUUUGCGGAUCAGCUCCGUGUCACCAGGAAGCGUUACACCUCUAUAUGCAAGCGCGGUGCCUCUAUAAACGCUGGCUGUUUCUCAACAUGCGUUCAGCGAUCUUGUGUUCUCGUGUAACGUCAUCAACUGCCAAAGUUCAGUUUCAAAACUGAAGACCACAAGACCGGAAAAUGCGCAAAGGUUUCCAGAUGCAUUCUUGAUAUCAAGGUCGCACCUAUGCAGACUUGAGCACCGAACUCGCUCGAAGUCCCAGAAGUCAUUGCGACUGGAGGUGGGAAGCGUGGCAUUCUAUUUAGAUUCAUUAUUAAAGUUCAGAGAUAUACCUUAUUUAUCUCAGGAGUUUCCCUAAAUGAGACUGUGAAAGUAAACACAAGCAUGAAAGUCUUAUAAAAGGCAUAAACACAUUAAGAGUGUUUAUUUGCUGAAAUUCUUAUUAAAAUCUGCUUUAUUUGUGUUGUGCAAUAUAUAUUUGUAAAGUCUUCAUGCGUAGUAUGUAUUGUGAAAAGUUGAAAAAUAAAUCGCUGUAUGAAUGUUGUAA
This is a messenger RNA of Danio aesculapii, 3908 nucleotides long. RefSeq lists its product as uncharacterized. Bases 101 to 718 code for a protein of 205 amino acids. The record is from RefSeq and is a predicted model, not a curated record. The transcript has 3 exons. Lineage: Eukaryota; Metazoa; Chordata; Actinopteri; Cypriniformes; Danionidae.